AUGGGGGAGUACAAGGAUUACACUGCCCAGAAGGCUAAGGAAGGGAAAGAUUCUACCAUUGAGAAGCUAACUGAACUGAAGGACACGGCGGUGGAUACUGCUCGACGGGCGGUGGAAAUGCUGGAUGGUAAGAAAGAAGAGACGAAACAGAAGGCAGAAGAGAUUGGAGAGGCAGCCAAGGUGUUACAAGCAGUCCAAGUAACCUCCAAAGGGGAUUCAACACCAGUGUCUACUGAACAAGAAGUAAAGAAGGCUACUCCAACAAAUCCCAAGGCAACAGUUACGCUAAUAGUAGAAGAAGGAGAAGAGGUAGUGGCAAGCCUAUCAUCUGACCCUCCCGAAAUUGAGAGGGAGAAGAAGAUGAGAGGAAAGGUUGACAAACUAGAGGUUGCAGUCAAAGACAACGGCAAAGAGAAAGUUGAAGAGGAGCUGGUUUUCUUCCCUAAAGGAAGAAUACCUGACGACUUUAAAUGGAAGCUAGACAAGUUUGAUGGUUCAAGAGAUCCUAAAGCCCGCCUCAAGAUCUUCGCCAUGGUGGCCAAAUCUUGGGAUGUUACAGAAAACCAGAUGGGAUAG
Messenger RNA from Telopea speciosissima, 576 nucleotides. Its product is annotated as late embryogenesis abundant protein At3g53040-like. Lineage: Eukaryota; Viridiplantae; Streptophyta; Magnoliopsida; Proteales; Proteaceae. The record is from RefSeq and is a predicted model, not a curated record. Bases 1 to 576 code for a protein of 191 amino acids. The transcript is spliced from 2 exons.